AUGUUGCACGACAAUGUCCCAGCGAGGCCUAAGGGGGAAAAAACUGGGAGCAGAAUGGCUGCGUGUAAGGGCUGUACACAGAGAACGCGCGUGAUUGGGGUCAAGAAACCGGCAGGCUGGGGUAGCGGCUUGGGGCUGGGGAAAUCCAGGCAGGCACAUACGACGAGGCCGAAACGCGAGGGCUGGUGUAGCCUGGGUGUAGCUUUUCGUCGUCUGAAGACUUCUAACGUGAAGAUGCUGAAGGGUGGCGCUUACGUCUCUUCGCCUAUUUUCGAGGCAACUUUUCAACUUCAGGCUAUCGCAAUUCCCGUGCUAAGUACGAUGCCCGCUGUAGGACAGGAAGACCGUGGCCCAAGCCUAAAGCUCCCAGGUUGGAUGUGGUCUCCUCCUCACAUCGACAAAAUGGCCCCCCUCACCCUCCCUCCCUCGAGAAAUGGCGAACGGCCUCCUCCCUCGAAGAGCGGAUCGGCGGCAGUUCGGACUCUCGAAAUACGGAACGUCCUCGUUUGCGUGGAAAAAGAUCAGCGUGACCGAUCUAUGACGAGAGAUCUCGGUAAGGGAAGGAGGCACCGACCUGCACCUGCCACCGACGGGAAGAGGAAAGCGUCACCAGGCCUCAUCCGAACAGCCCUCGCGCGGAUGGUGGCGACAAGGGAAACAAACAUGCUGCAAAAAAACCCAUCCACUGAAGAUGAAAGUGGGAACAGCAUGAACCAAACAGAGGCGGAGAAGGCAAAUGGGAGGAGGAGGGGCGGAAUUCACACAGAUCAACAACUCGCAUCACGGCUUGAAGCGGAGGAGACUGCACAGGACUGCGCAGGAUCAUAA
Messenger RNA from Laccaria bicolor S238N-H82, 828 nucleotides. RefSeq lists its product as uncharacterized. The coding region runs from base 1 to 828 and encodes 275 amino acids. Lineage: Eukaryota; Fungi; Basidiomycota; Agaricomycetes; Agaricales; Hydnangiaceae. The record is from RefSeq and is a predicted model, not a curated record. The transcript has 5 exons.